AUGGCUGCUAGUGCUGCCGAAACCGGGGAUGAUCCGGACGCGGGGAUCGGGAUAUUCCUAGGCACUCCUGCGGCGGAUACCAAUGAUUCUGGCAAUGCAGCCACGAUUUCGGCAAACCAGGGACGACAAUUUUGGCAAAGCAGCGACGGCGAGGACCCCUUCCGCCGCCUCCCCGACGAGCUCCUCCGCCACGUGCUGUCCUUCCUUCAGCCAGACCACGCCCUGCAGACCUGCGUGCUCGACACCCGGUGGCGCGACCUCUGGAGGCGCGAGACCAGCCUCAACUUAAACUCCUACGAUUACGGGCUGAAGAGCGAGGCGUGGAAGCGCUUCAAAAGGAUCGUUAACCUCGUAAUCAAGGUCCGCGGAAACUCGCCUCUCAAAUGCUGCGUGCUCACUUCAUUUUCCGGCGACAAGGAUGCCGAGCUGUGGGUCAAGUACGCACUGACGUGCCAAGUUAAGUGCCUCAAGGUCAGAUCUGAUUACCUUGGUCUGCCCCUGCGCUAUGAUGACGCGCCUUUCAUCUCCCAGCACUUGAAGAUCCUAAACUUUUUUAAUGCCAAGUUCCAAGGCUCCUCACUUGAUUUCUCCAACUGCCCGGCACUACAUAAUCUAAAGAUGGCUCAUUGUUUCAUCCAUGCAUCUACCAUAUCUUCCGAAUCGCUAAAACAUCUCUGCAUCACUACUUUCUCUAAGUUUCCUCGGGAUUCCCAUGUUCGCAUCGUUGCCCCCAAUCUGAUCACACUGCAACUUGACGGUUUUGAGGGUCUCACCCCCUCCCUUGGGCACAUGCAAUCUCUGAUAGAGGCAUAUGUUGGUCUUUCCUCUGAUUGCGGCGAUUUCUGUAGCAUCAAUGGACAGGGCUGUGAAGAUCAGCAUUGUGCUUGUCAUGCUUAUCCUGCGGGCGAGGGUGUGCUUCUAAAUGGAUUGUCCAGUGCUGUCAGUCUGGAGUUGAUAGGCAACACUAAAACGUUUAUCUACAGAUGGGAUUUAAAAUGGUGCCCCAUAUUUGAAAAAUUAAAGACUCUCUUACUCAAUGAGUGGUUUAGGGCUAUUGAUCUAGUUUGCAUUCUGCAACACUCUCCAAUUCUUGAGAUGCUCACUCUUCAGCUUGGUAACACUGAGAACCUUGUAGGAGCAACAGGGGUAGAAGAAGCAAUGGAACAAUCAUUUGUGUGUGCCCACCUUAAGGUUGUCAACAUUGAAUGUAAAGAGGUUGAUGCGGGAGUUCACAAAAUUUUGACAAUCUUGAGGACAUGUGGCAUACUUCGUGAUCACAUUAGCAUAAAGGCACUUUCCUCACCCUCAUAUUAUUUCAGUUUCCAGAAGGAUAAGGCAUGACGCUGCUUCGUUCUACUGAGGCACCAUGCCCUGCAGCUUCCACCAUUGAUGGCAAUAAUAAAGAUGUGUGGGUCGAAAGGCUAUUUUGUUAGUCUAUAACGCUUGUCGGGUGUCUGCCACUAUCGCUCUUUUUUUUUUUUUUUGAAGGGAACCACUAUCGCUCUGUUUAGUUUCCCUUGAUGGGCCCAGGCUCCCUUGUUUAUUUCCGUACAUGUAUGUAUGGAAUCGGGAGCUUUAAUUUAUUUUCGUGCCAAUUCCUGAA
This is a messenger RNA of Lolium rigidum, 1603 nucleotides long. RefSeq names its product F-box/LRR-repeat protein At3g59190-like. Bases 1 to 1341 code for a protein of 446 amino acids. The record is from RefSeq and is a predicted model, not a curated record. The transcript has 5 exons. Lineage: Eukaryota; Viridiplantae; Streptophyta; Magnoliopsida; Poales; Poaceae. Gene Ontology annotation, molecular function: protein binding.